Molecule: messenger RNA, 914 nt
Organism: Trichoderma atroviride IMI 206040
Lineage: Eukaryota; Fungi; Ascomycota; Sordariomycetes; Hypocreales; Hypocreaceae
Source: RefSeq, a predicted model, not a curated record
CUUACCGCAUUAUAUCAUUGAGAGAAUCUGGGUUACACGUGCGAGUCCAUUCAAAAGCAGCCAUGGUGAGCUCCUCACCUGAGUUUUCAAUAACCAAGCCAGGACUACAUCACCGCAAAAGGGACAAACCACUCCGCACCUACGGCAGGCAAACAUCAACGCCCGAGCAGAGUGAGCCGCCGUCCAAGAAGGCACGGAUAUCGGUGGAACGAGAGGGGCAGCAGCAGGAGAAAUCUGCCUCGACUCUCACCAGUGCCAAUGGCGGUACCAAGUCCGACGACGAUGCGGCGGUAGCAGGCGCAUCAGCGGUAGCAGCUCAUCAGCAAGAUGCUUCAGCUCAGAAUAAGACGGAGAAACCUGGAGAGUCUCUUAAAAGGGGCUCCAUCCUGAGCUACUUCAAACCAGCUUUACAACAAGUUCCACAAGCAGAUGCGCCAUCACAGCAGCUUCAAGACUCACCUCCUGAGAAAUCCUCUUCGCCCCCUCCGCCCACAAAACGAAAACCUCGACUUCUCAGAAUCAAAGCCACCACUCACAAAUCAUCCGAUCAAUCAUCAUCACAAGAACCAGACGAUAAUCCCGCCCCUCAAAAACGCCGCGGCCGACCACCUCUCAAAAGCCACAUAUCCAACACACACAAAGCGACAUCAUCAAACAAAGACACCACCACUUCACCCUCCUCAUCCCCAUCACCAACAAAGCAAUCCGCCAUCAAGCCGAAAAAGAAUAAACCGUCUUCUCCGGCUAUUCAGACCACGCUCAACAUCUCUGCCCAGGCCGCCUUCUCCGAAUGCAAAAUCUGCAACACCGUCUGGAAUCCCCUGUACCCGGAUGAUGUAAAGUAUCAUAUCAAGACGCACAAGGCCGUGCUGAGGGCGGAGAAGAAGCGAAAGACAGACGAGUUAUGACACCAG